Molecule: messenger RNA, 2709 nt
Organism: Penicillium oxalicum
Lineage: Eukaryota; Fungi; Ascomycota; Eurotiomycetes; Eurotiales; Aspergillaceae
Exons: 4
Coding region: 1-2709 (902 amino acids)
Source: RefSeq, a predicted model, not a curated record
AUGAGACCCAUUCAGCAACUUCUGUUUGUGUUCGGGUUUGCUCUCGUGGCGAGCGGGGACAAUGGAAAGGACACUUUGGGUCUCAGUAACGGGUACACAUCACUAUCAACGAGCAAUUUUGACAUCAAACUCGUCAAGGAUUCGCAAACACUUGCGUCGCUGAAACCUCGGAAUGUCGAUUUCGAUUUCUUGCCAUUUGAUGAUCUUGUUCAUCGCGCAGCCGAUGGCCAAUAUCACAAUGGCGAUGUCACAUUUCGGUAUCGAGAAUCAGGCGCAACUACGUGGAUCUCUGCCGACUCAUCCACGUCGAGAAAGCAGGUGAAGCAGGUGUCUAGUUCUGCUGCGGCUGUUGCUGCUACUUCACUCGCUGCCGCCGACCUAUCCGCCACUUUGCCCUCUGAGAUUCCAUUUCGAGUCAUCCGCUCCUGGUCCAAUGUAGACGGAGACCUUGGACUGGCAUUCACCAUCACCAACCGGGCUAGUCGGUCCAUGGAAAUCGGCAGUCUUGGGUUUCCCACCGAGUUCAACAGUAUUUUCACAAAUCGGCCGGCAGAGGAGAUGGCGGCCAAAUGCUCUCUUACAGAUCCCUACAUUGGAAUGGAUGCUGGGUAUCUUCAAGUGACGCCUACCUCUGGGACGGGAGCUGCGUUGAUUGUCACUCCUCUGACCAACACCAGUACACCAUUGGAAGCUUGGCGGAAUCUGGAUGAGCCGAGUGUUGAUCCGCUCUACUAUGGGAGUCAGACGUUUGAGGGCUUCUAUGAAUGGCAGACUCAUAGCAAGGCCUUUGCUGAAAAUGAGUGGGCCGGGGUGACUCCGUGGAAUCGACCAAGUUCUCGGAUGUUGAAGCCCGGUCAGUCCGUCACCUACGGACUGCGGUUUUCCCUCGUCAAGGAGGGCAUUCGUGACAUCGAAAAGACUGUAGAGGCGACUAAUACCCCGGUCGUCGUUGGUAUCCCGGGCUAUGUGAUUCCAACGGACUUGACGGCUCGAUUAUUCGUUCUUCACGGCGACGUUGCCAAGAUUGUGUCGGAUGGAAAUGCAUUCAAAAUCGCCCAAGACUCGAAGCAAUCCUUCAGUCUCACUCCGACGAGCUCUGCCUGGGGCCGCACCAAGGUCACCAUCACUUAUACAGACGGCAAGGUUCAAACGGUACACUAUUUUAUCACCGAUUCCGCACCCGCGGUUAUCAGUCAACUGGGCCAAUUCACCACCACAUCCAUGUGGUUUGACGAUACAACGGAUCCGUUUGGUCGUGCCCCUUCUGUCAUGACCUGGGAUCAUUCUCUCGGGGCCAAGGCCCUGCAAGACCCUCGAGUCUGGAUCUCCGGGCUCAGUGACGAAGGAGGCGUUAUCUACCUUGCCAGCGCGAUGAAGCAAUUUGGAAGUAGUGCGGCUGAGGAAAUGGCAAAAUUGGAAACCUUUGCCAAGGAGGUUCUUUCGACCAGAAUCCAAAAUUCCGACUUCACGGUCCGAAAGAGUCUUUUCUACUACGAGCCCAGUCUGGUGCCGGGCUACCGUUACGAUCAAUCUAUCAAUUGGGGCAACUGGUGGUCAUGGAACAAGGAUGCAGCUUACUCGACGGACCGAGCGUACGACUACAUCCAUGUCAUCGGGGCGUAUUGGGCGCUCUAUCGAGCUGGACGAGCCGAUGAGUCGCUCCUCACGAUCCACCCGUGGAAGUGGUACUUGAGCCAAGCGUACAACACCACGAUGGUCUGCUUUACGACGGAUCCCAACGGCAACGGCAAAGUCGGCUACUCUCGACUGGGUCUCAUGGGUGAGACAGUUGUGGGGGAGCUUCUGACGGAUCUGCACCGUGAGGGUUGGACUCGAGAGGCUGAUGAGGUGGAGGCUGCCAUGAAGAUUCGGGCCAUGGCUUGGAACGCCGAAGCUGUCCCGUAUGGCAGCGAGAUGGCAUGGGAUUCGACGGGGCAGGAAGGAAUAUACUACUGGAGCAACUACUUCAAAUUAGCCAAGACGGCCACCAAGACCAUCAACAGCAUCAUCGGAUACAUGCCCACGGUGGCUCACUGGGGAUGGAACGGAAACGCCCGACGAUACUGGGACUUUAUGCAUCGCAUUAACCUGGCACGGUACUCUCAAUGCCCUCCCACUCCUCUCACAAUUCCGCCAGACUCCCCACGACACUACCUCCUACGCGUCGGAUACGGCGGAAUCACCGGGCCUCUGAGUAACAUCCGACGCGACGGGUCCAUGUACAACGGGUUCCACUCGUUCCCCGACACCCUCCGCGGGGAUGAUUACUCGGGCGACUUUGGCCCGACUUUUCUCGGCAUGAUGUUGGGUGCCGGGGUCUAUGUCGUGAAUGAUGCCGAUCUCGGACUGGUCACGUACGGGGGCAAUAUGAGGGUUUCCUCUUCGGGCGACCUCGUCACGGUCCAACCGCGAGAUGCCAUUCGUCGACGGGUGUAUAUUGCAGAUUGGGGGGUGUAUGUUACGAUCAGUGCGGGUUGGAUAGAUGAGGUUUCUUUCCAUCGCGGAUCUGUUGAGGGGGCAUCCUUGACGUUGCACGUUGUCCCUGGUCCGACGAAGGCGUCGUCGACUGUGAUCUGGGUUGAGACGCCGGGGACGGGAGGAACGUUUAGAGUCACGGGGCUGGAAGGGGCAGUAGUUGAAGAGAAGAGGGGAGGUUGGCAAGUGACACUGGGAUCGACUGGGGCCCAAGUGGUUGUCUCGAAUCAUUAG